CUCUGAAGAGUCCUCAGUCCAUCGGUUCUUCAAGCUCAAUCGGUUCGUCUACGUCUUGUUCGAUAAUUAAAAUAUGCUGCUCAAGUUACUGAUUUGUGUCACGUUCAUGUUCGUCGUAUUAAAACCAGCGGUGAGCGUGAGUAACGAGCAGCUGGAAAAAAUGGUCAAAAGCAUGAGGAAGACGUGCAUGCAGAAAGUCGGUGUCUCCGAGGAUUUGGUCAAUGGGGUGUCCAAAGGAGAAUUCCCGGACGACGAGAACCUCAAGUGUUACUCGUACUGCAUUCUGAAAGCAAUGCGAGGCUAUAAGAACGGAGGCAUCGACUUUGCCAUGAUAACCAAACAGAUAGACGCGAUGCUGCCACCGGAUAGGGGAGCUCUGAUAAAAGUAGCCAUAAACUCGUGCCGUUCGUUAGAUUUCGAUGGUGACCCAUGCGAAGCGACGUAUAAAUAUUUGAAAUGCUACUACGAAGCGGAUCCAGUAACGUUUUUCUUCCCUUGAAAUGCUACAAUACAAAUCUUUACAGAGUGCGAGAUGUAAAAUACAAUAGGGGGACCUGUUACAUUUGAACAAAUAAUCGAGAAUAAAAAUUGUACAUGGGAA
Molecule: messenger RNA, 601 nt
Organism: Ceratina calcarata
Lineage: Eukaryota; Metazoa; Arthropoda; Insecta; Hymenoptera; Apidae
Gene: Obp5
Product: odorant binding protein 5
Exons: 4
Coding region: 74-499 (141 amino acids)
Biological process (GO): sensory perception of smell; olfactory behavior
Cellular component (GO): extracellular region
Molecular function (GO): odorant binding; dibutyl phthalate binding
Source: RefSeq, a predicted model, not a curated record